This is a messenger RNA of Olea europaea var. sylvestris, 438 nucleotides long. Its product is annotated as probable pectinesterase/pectinesterase inhibitor 36. Gene Ontology annotation, biological process: cell wall modification. Gene Ontology annotation, molecular function: pectinesterase inhibitor activity; pectinesterase activity. The transcript has 2 exons. The record is from RefSeq and is a predicted model, not a curated record. Lineage: Eukaryota; Viridiplantae; Streptophyta; Magnoliopsida; Lamiales; Oleaceae. The coding region runs from base 1 to 438 and encodes 145 amino acids.
AUGUGGCAAUCUGAUGGUGGAGUGGCAGAGAGCUUGAUGGCAGCGCUUCGGAGAGCUUUGGCAGUUCACCGACAAGGAAGCCACUCAAGGAGAAAACAAAAGGGUUAUCAGGAUACUCUUCUGGUGCACUCAUUGAGGCAAUUUUAUCGCGAUUGCCAAAUAUACAGUACCAUUGAUUUCAUCUUCGGAGAUGCAUCAGCAGUUUUUCAAAAUCGUGACAUCUUUCUAAGAAGGCCAAUGGACCGCCAGGCCAACAUGAUAACUGCACAGGGAAGGGAUGAUCCAAAUGAAAACAUGGGAAUUUCAAUCGUCAAUUCUCGGGUGGCACCUACAUCUGGUUUUCAUGCUGUUAAAGGUUGUUUCAGGAAUUAUCUAGGGCGGCCGUGGAAGAAAUACUCAAGGACUGUUCUUGUAGACGGAUUUAGAUGGCUUCAUUGA